This is a messenger RNA of Saccoglossus kowalevskii, 1936 nucleotides long. RefSeq names its product 26S proteasome non-ATPase regulatory subunit 13-like. Gene Ontology annotation, cellular component: nucleus; proteasome regulatory particle, lid subcomplex; cytosol. Gene Ontology annotation, biological process: ubiquitin-dependent protein catabolic process. NCBI's taxonomy places the organism in Eukaryota, Metazoa, Hemichordata, Enteropneusta, Harrimaniidae. The record is from RefSeq and is a predicted model, not a curated record. Gene Ontology annotation, molecular function: structural molecule activity.
UUUUGAAAAAAUAUUCACAACGUGAGUUGCCAAAAUGAAAGACGUCUCCGGUUUUUUAAGCGAACAGCAAAGUAGUUCGAGUCCGGAGGUAGCCGCCGAAUGGGCUAAGCUUGAAGAACUGUAUAACAAAAAACUUUGGCAUCAGCUGACAUUACAUCUUCUCGUCUUUGUCAAAAAUCCAUGUUUUGAUCAAGGUGAUGGAUUAUUACAGUUGUAUGAACAUUUCCUUUCCGACUUUGAACAUCGGAUAAAUGCUCUAUCGCUUACAGAGUUGGUAGUUAUCAUCAUCAAACAAAUUAAAGACCCUGAUGAAUCAGUUGCAUUCCUUGAAAAAAUAAAAGAGAAGGUCAAGGCAAAUGAAGAAGCAGUUAUAUUAUGCAUGACAGCCAUGGCUAUUAUUAAGCUGCGGACUGGGAAAUUAGAGGAAUGCAAGGUAAUUGUAUUAGAAGCAGGUAAAUUACUUGAGAACAUUGAUGGUGUAACAACUGUACACAGUAGAUAUUAUGAUGUCACCAGUAAUUGUCAUAAAUUAAUGGGUUCCCAUGCAGACUACUAUCGUGAAGCUUUACGAUAUCUAGGAUGUAUAAAUGUUGAGGAUAUACCUUCUGAUGAACAGAAAGAUAGAGCUUUCAAUCUUGGGCUAGCAGCAUUAUUAGGAGAUGGUGUAUAUAAUUUUGGAGAACUUUUGGCUCAUCCUGUCUUGGACUCGUUGAAAGAGACUGACAAAAUCUGGCUGGUUGACUUGCUGUUUGCUUUUAAUAGUGGUAACUUAGAAAGAUACGAGUCUCUCAAACCACAGUGGAAACAACAGCCUGAUCUUGCAGCUAGUGAGAUGAAUCUACGGCAAAAAAUCUCCCUACUUUGCUUAAUGGAGAUGACUUUUACAAGACCAGCCAAUCACAGAAAUCUUGCUUUUGAUGAAAUUGCAAAGGAAGCUAGGUUGCCUGUUGGUGAGGUUGAACAUUUAGUCAUGAAAGCGCUAUCAUUAGGUUUGGUUAAAGGUUCCAUUGAUGAGGUUGAUAAAAAAGUGCACAUGACAUGGGUCCAGCCACGAGUACUAGAUCUGCAACAGAUUGCAGGUAUGCAGCAGCGAUUGCAGCAUUGGUGUACAGACGUACAAAAUAUGGAAAUGAUGGUAGAGGUCAAAGCGCAAGAUAUACUUACGUAGUUUUUAACAACACUCUUCGUUCAUUUAAAAUAGUUCUAUUUUGGUCCUAAGAUUCUGUAACUUUAUUGUGAGUUACAAAUUGUGGAAUUUAUUGCAUAAAUUAUGUUAACACACAAUUGAAAUAGGAAGACUGUCUGGGUUCUUGUUUUGGCAAUGUUGUCAUCAUUGUUGUGUAUCGCUUGUUUGUAUUCCAGAGUAAACGUGUAUUUUCUUCACGCAGAUUAUCCAAGACUGUUCAUGUAACUAUUACGUUCCUUUGACCCCUAAUAACAUACAUUUAAAUUGAAUAUUCUCACCUGUGUAUUAUUACUCUGUUUAUAUUUAAAUUGUUCUGAUUGGCCUAAGGAAUGUCAAGCCAGACCCAAGAUAACAGCCUCACUCUGAUUGGCCAAGAUAAAACUAGACAGUAGCCAUGUUUCAAUUGGUCAGAAAGAAUGCAAAGCUCUGCACUAGGUAGUAGUCCCAUUCUGAUUGGCUAAGAGAAUUGACAAGACGUAGAUAGUAAUAAAACUGUUAACAAAAAUAUUUAAGUCAUUUUUCUCUCCCAUAUACGUUUUUGUAUCGUCACUUGGCAUGAUAUUGAUGUAAUUCUUACAAAGUUCAAUAAACUGUUAUUUCUAUUGCCUAGAUUGCCUUGCUGUGAAAUGAACGAGAAAGUAAGAUUUUUUUGUUGUCCUUAUGCACCAUGUGUGAAUACAUUGUUUAAAAUUUGAAAAAGUCAGUUGGUAUAAAGUUAAUGGAUUAAUAAACAUUGAAGUACACACAAAC